Messenger RNA from Vespa mandarinia (Asian giant hornet), 1626 nucleotides. RefSeq names its product BRISC and BRCA1-A complex member 1. Gene Ontology annotation, cellular component: BRISC complex; BRCA1-A complex; nuclear body. The record is from RefSeq and is a predicted model, not a curated record. Gene Ontology annotation, biological process: positive regulation of DNA repair; mitotic G2 DNA damage checkpoint signaling; double-strand break repair. NCBI's taxonomy places the organism in Eukaryota, Metazoa, Arthropoda, Insecta, Hymenoptera, Vespidae.
AUAAUAUUUGAUAUAAUUACGACGUUAAUUUUGAACUAUUCUUCUUCGUAAAAUAAUUACGAACAAAUCUUCAGUCAAAAUAUAUCUAUUUUUGAAAAUUAAAGCAAUGGAAUGUACAUAUAGCGCAGUGCUGCCUGCAUCGUCCGAUGUGAAGAAUUAACUAAAACGUAGUACCCAGAAUUUUUAUUGAACUUUUACGUCCCGUAACAUGAUCAUACGCAAGGAAUGAUUAAUAUAGUUACAAAUUGUUACGAACAAUUACGAGUCGUUUAAAAAUAGUGAUUAUGAUUGUGAUUAUUAUUAAUGCAAAUGAAAUUUUAUUUUUCUAAUCUAAAAAAGAAAAUAUUUACGAUAAACGUGCAUAUAUUAUAACGUUUGUCCAUUGUCUGAUUAUAUUGAUGUUAAUCUGACAUUUGAGAGAGUAUCGUUCAGGUUAUAUGUUAACAUAAAAUUAUAAAACAUGUCAACUACACAAGAUUUGAACGAAGAAAUUGAUACUGUUUCGGCAAAAUUAACAUCGGCCACUGUAUUUACUACUCCUGUAAAUACUCCAGAACAAUCGAAAACGCCGACAUCAAAUAACAGUAAUACAUCGAGUCGAAAUUUAGACAGUAAAAAGACUAAUACUGUACAAGAAAAUAUUAGAAAUUUGCCUGAAUUAAAUAUACCUGAAAAGAUCUUAUUUGUUGUUGAUACGGUAAAAGAGGAAAAGUCUACGUCAUUCAAAGUUGGCACCGGUGAAUCUUAUUCACCAUUGUAUAUGAUAAAACGUGUGGUAGAAACUUUUAUCAAUGCCAAAUCUACAAUACAGCGAAAACACGAAUAUGGUCUUAUGAUAUUGGAAUCAUCUACUAUACGUUGGGUUUGUGAUUUUACAAACAAUAUCAAAACCAUUUUGAAUAAUCUUGAUACAAUAGAGGAAAGCAGUGAUGAUGAAAAAACAUUUGAUAUAGGACAAGUCUUUGAAGAAAUACAAUCUCAAAUGCCAAUAAAAAAUUGUGGCAUGUCUUUCCCAAUGUUUACAACUCGUGUAAUUUUGAUAUACUCAAGAUCUAAUUGUAUACCAAGAUUUAAUACUGGACAAAAAUGUCUUGAAAAUUUAACCGAAAAUCCAUAUUUCUUUUUGGACGUCUUAUUUGUACACGAACCACCAACUACUGAGAAUUUAUGUGAAGAAGUAUACGCUGAAAUAACUACUUUGGACACAACAAGUUUUUCUUAUAUCUUAGAAGUAGGAAGGAAUGCCGCAAAAUUGCACGAUAAUAUGGCAAAAUUAUUAGCACAUCCAUUACAACGGCCACCACAAAAAGAUAUGUGUUAUACUAUCAAUGAAUCUAUUCUUACGGACUUACAUACUAAUUCUAAUGUCUAGCAAAUAUGUGAAUAUAGAUAUAUUUUCUCUGUUUAACUUAUAAAAAAAAAAAAAAAAAAAAAAAAAAAAAAAUUGAAAGAGCAAGAGAACUAUUUUUAUGAACAAUUAAGUUUAAUUUCACUUUCCUUUGAUUGAUUCAUUCACCUUUACUUUGAUGUUUGAGCAAACAGCUACAUUGCAUUUAUUGUCUUUUUGUGCCAUGUGGCAAAUUUUGAAAUGUUUACUGAUAAGAAUUUGUGUGUACGAUAAUAAAA